CGCUUUAAUCGAAUAUUCCAACAAGUCUAACAAUUUGUGAUAAGCAAUUCAUGAACCUUAGUUAUUAAAUCUCGUUACAACAUUACAUUUAAAAAAGAAUGGAAAAUUACAUGAGGAGAUUGGUGUUAUUUUCAGUUCUUGUAACAAUAGUGGCCGUAGUGUACGGACAACAGUGUAACGUUGUACCUAAGUGCACGUGCAAAUACGGCGAUGAAGAUAUUGACGUAGAAGAGCAGGACACGGGCAACGAAGCCUUGGCCGGCGCCGUUGGUGCUUUAGGAUCCGUUGUGGUCAGUGGAGGGGGGUUCGGAGUCUGGUAUAUGUUACGCGGACGAAAUUCUGGUUCAGCGUCUUUUGAAAGAUCAGACUCGUCUAUGUCGGAAGAAUCCGUGGACCGUGGAAAAGAAGGGAAAGGUCCACCGCAGGAAUUCAACAAAAAGAAAUCCGAGGCAAAUGGCGGAUAUGUUAAGACGCCGAACAUUUAUUCGGCGGGACGUAAUGAUAAGUUGAGCCACAAUGUCGGAAUGCCUGGGACCAUUGCCGAUUUUUAAAUCGACUGUUUCAGACCGGUUUAGACAAUCUAGGGAUAUUACGAACAUUCUGUUAUGUAUAUUACUCGUAAUUGGUUUAUAAAUUUUUAAAGUC
Molecule: messenger RNA, 645 nt
Organism: Ruditapes philippinarum (Manila clam)
Lineage: Eukaryota; Metazoa; Mollusca; Bivalvia; Venerida; Veneridae
Exons: 2
Coding region: 99-551 (150 amino acids)
Source: RefSeq, a predicted model, not a curated record